AAAGUUCUGAAGCAGGUUCACCCCGACACUGGAGUUUCCAGCAAGGCGAUGUCAAUCAUGAACAGCUUCGUCAAUGACAUCUUUGAACGCAUUGCUGCCGAAUCUUCUCGAUUAGCUCACUACAACAAGCGUUCAACAAUCACGUCUCGGGAAAUCCAGACUGCUGUCAGGCUUUUACUGCCCGGUGAACUCGCCAAGCACGCUGUCUCAGAAGGAACGAAAGCUGUGACCAAGUACACCAGCUCCAAAUAGACAUUUUAACAAGCUGUGAAACUCACAACAAUCGGCCCUUUUCAGGG
Molecule: messenger RNA, 299 nt
Organism: Belonocnema kinseyi
Lineage: Eukaryota; Metazoa; Arthropoda; Insecta; Hymenoptera; Cynipidae
Product: histone H2B
Exons: 1
Cellular component (GO): nucleosome
Molecular function (GO): DNA binding; protein heterodimerization activity; structural constituent of chromatin
Source: RefSeq, a predicted model, not a curated record